Portunus trituberculatus (swimming crab) is the source of this 1558-nucleotide messenger RNA. RefSeq lists its product as uncharacterized. The record is from RefSeq and is a predicted model, not a curated record. Lineage: Eukaryota; Metazoa; Arthropoda; Malacostraca; Decapoda; Portunidae. The transcript has 4 exons. The coding region runs from base 1 to 642 and encodes 213 amino acids.
AUGCCUCCACCUCACUCUGGCAGGAAAAGCAACACCCAGCUGCAGGUGACGGUCGGGAACGUCAACCUUCCUCUGGGUCAGCUGUUUUCAUCCCAGCCCUACCACAGACUGAACGUGAAGAGCAUUCAUGGUGCUUCUCCUGCUGUUGUGUAUGAAGGUGUGUGGGAGACCGUCGUGGACGUUGGUUGCGACUUGUCGACCUUCUCUCUGGUGAGCGCUGAUGGCAACUUCACCCUCAUGCAACACAGCGACCUACUGCUCCACUGUUACAAGGAACUACCGACAAAGUGGCAUUGGUCUGGAAGUCCUUUCUUCACGAGCGUUUUCCUCUCUGGUGCAGUAGGAAUCCUUGUCUUCGUGAUUACAUCUUGCUUCUGCCACUUCAAGAUGAAACGAUCCAGUUUAUUAAAAAAUCAGCAGAAAACGGCGGAUAUCAGCAAAGUUACCAACACUAACAUCAGAGCAGAAGUGAAGUCAUCCCUGUACUUAGAGCCUCUUCCACCUCCCACAAUAAUGCCCCCAAAGUCCUGUUCUACUAGUGCCACGCCUGUAUAUGAAAACUUGGAAGAUCUCCCGAACAGUAUUUACGAUGAGAUUGAGUUACAUGGCUAUAGGCCCCAGGUCUCAGGACAUUCCUCUUGAAGGGACAAGGUAAAUCAUCUUGAGGCUUUACUUGGUAAUACUGAAAUGUGGCAAAUAAUCGUACAUUGAGACUAUAAGCAUUAAUAAGAAUUAAUAAGAAUAUUGUAGUGGCAUCAUGCAUGGAUAAGCACUUGUGUACACAAUAUGUUGUAGAAUCUAAAAAGCACGCUGAAGAAUGCCAUUCAAGAAUAAUGAAAAUAAUGAAGAAUAUUUUCUUUGAUUUGUGUUGAUUAUAAAUGAAUAUAAGACUAUGGCUGUUUUUUUUUUUCAAGAGUUCGAAUCCCGCAGUGUGAGUCACCUAAUCUUGGUAGGCGGUUCCACCUUCUUUAAUGGCUUGUCAGUCACUGGAGUGCUUAGUACCGAUGGGUUUGUGAAACUGAGCCAAGUGCUUUCCCUUUGUCACUGGUGGAUGGACAUUACCAGUAACGUUACCUUCUUUCUUCAUCUUAUCGUUCUUUACGUUUUCUGUGCGCCACGCCAUAUGACAACGAUCAUACGGCGCCUUCACAUCCUUUGUAUUCUUUGAUCAAUCUAUCAAUUCUAUUAUCAUUCAAUCAGUCACGAUUUCCAACUCUUUGAACCUUCCAUUAUCAAUAAAUAAUAUAGCCAUGUGUCUACAUAUCAUCACUGUCCAUCCCAAUAACCUUAUCACAAAGAUUGAAAUUACAUUUUUUUUUUACUUAACUUUUACUGAAUAUUACAUUUUCAUUCUUACCACAGUUAACUUUUACCUACCAGCUACAACAAUGCCCAUGAAGAACUGCUAGCACCUGGUUAUGUUCGCCUCUCUGUCACAUAGUACCAUUGUGUGUGUCAUAUAUAGAUCACAAUAAACGCAAAUAAUCAUUCAGAUUGUUACCGAAAUCUAGAUCAUAACAAUCGUAUUCAUUGAGAUUUUAUUUUAGUUCAUUAAUAU